AUGAAUCCAGGUCAACAUCAGCAAUCGAGAAGGCCAAGACUUAAUGAAGAACUUGUUAUCGACGGUGUUUUGUCGACACAACCAGAACUUGGUCCAAUUAUACCAGAUGGGGGGUAUGGCUGGUUGGUGUUCUUGGCAACGCUGUUUUUUCAGGCAGUCGUUCCAAGUUUGGUCGCAAGUUUUGGAAUAUUCCUCGUGUUUUCAAAACUUCCCAGUUUAAGGAAAGAUAUUGAACCAAAUCUAUGGGAUAAUAAAAUGUUAUACACCCCAUUAAUGUUCAUAGCCAGUUGGACAUUUUUUGAUCCCACCACUCGAAUCCUGAUUUCUCACAGCACGUGGCCAAGACUUGUGGCUACAGCUGGAACUUGCCUGACAUGCGCAGGGUUGUUAAUUUUAUGGAUGGGAAUGGAGAGUGACGGAAGCUUCAUGUUCGUUUUAGCUGGACUAAUUUCCGGUAUUGGAGCAGCUAUUCAAAUGCCACAAUGUGAAAUACUCCUCGGUCAGUACUUUCGAAUCAAACACAAUAUUUUGGUCUAUAUAUCCUAUGGGGUGAUGGCACUAGGUUUUAUUAUAGUCCCCAUCGUUAUUGGACACCACAUACUCAGUACGAAUUUGCACAAUGUAUUGUUAUGGUAUCAAGCCAUUAUCCUUCAAGGUUUGAUCUGCAAUUUGACUUUCCGGAAACCAACCUAUUUGAAGUCCAAACAAACUGAUCAGUACAAGUACAUAACGUCAAACCCAGACGAUGAAGAAGAUAUUUUAUUCAAGAGUUCAAGAGAAUUACAGAUCACACGGCAAAACAGCACAGGAACCAAUAUAACAAUAGAGAAGCACCAGUUGCCUUCAAUCACAGAACCUUCUACCUCAGACCCUAGUAGCAGUGGUACGAAGCAAAAUAAACCAAAAGACUGGGAAACCUUUGACGAAGAUGCCAAUGAAGAAAACGAACAAAACAGAUACGAAGUUUUGAAGAACGAAUGGGAGACAUUCGAAGAUGACGAUGUUCCAGAAGAACUUAAACCUAGAGAAGAUGGAAGCAAAACACGUGAACCUAAAAAUCUCAAACUCGAAUUAUCGUUGGCCGAUGAAAAUGAACCCAAACCUAGAAAUAACUUUAAUAACCUUCCAAUACCACUUUUCACAGAUUCACCUGUGAAUAACAACAAUACAUACUCGUAUGAUAUUGUCGAGCAAGAUUUGAAUUUACCAAGGCCAGCUGUUUUUAUGCCUACCACUAUCAACAGACCGAAUAUCUCAUCAAGUCUUGAGCUUCUUCAACGACCCACCUUCUACAAAUCACUCCUGUCAGUGAUGACAACGAAGUUUUCAAUCUUUAUGUACUAUACACUACUUCCCACCUUCAUGUAUCAAGAAAUCAAAAAAAUUGGACUCAAAGAAGUGGCAUCGUUGAUGGGAUUAAUGUCAAUCACCACUCUACUCUUUUCUGGAGUUGCUUAUUGGAUAAAUAUUGACAAGAAAAAGAGGGCGAUUUGCUUAUGGUGCCUAUGCUGGGUGGGAGCAUUUGGAUACUUUAUGAUAUCAGAUUCCAAUAAUACAAAGCAAGUUUUCAUCUAUGGAGCAGUCCAAGUUACACUAAGCAUUGCUACUUUACAAUUUGUUGGUAUGCCUUUAUUGGGACUCACUAUGAGAGGAGAGAGCAAUAUGGAAUUUUGUUUGAUCAACAUGAUGACAGGCAUUUCCUUUAUAUUCUUUUUAAUUAUAAAUUGUAGUAUCAGGAACUGUUUUCGCCUGAUGGGACUACUUCACUUCUUUACUGGAAUGCUUUGGUUUGUUAAUUACAUUUAUAAAAAAAUAACUAAAUAG
Phaedon cochleariae (mustard beetle) is the source of this 1824-nucleotide messenger RNA. The record is from the annotation of a GenBank genome assembly. NCBI's taxonomy places the organism in Eukaryota, Metazoa, Arthropoda, Insecta, Coleoptera, Chrysomelidae.